Messenger RNA from Suillus paluster, 1980 nucleotides. RefSeq lists its product as uncharacterized. The record is from RefSeq and is a predicted model, not a curated record. The transcript is spliced from 13 exons. Bases 1 to 1980 code for a protein of 659 amino acids. Gene Ontology annotation, biological process: tRNA processing. Lineage: Eukaryota; Fungi; Basidiomycota; Agaricomycetes; Boletales; Suillaceae. Gene Ontology annotation, molecular function: flavin adenine dinucleotide binding; metal ion binding; tRNA dihydrouridine synthase activity.
AUGUCCCUUCCUCCAGGAACUGCCCCCGUAAAACAACAAUUCCUGUUGUCCCCUACUGCCCUUCCUCUAGUCGAUGAUGAUGCAGCAGAAGGUUCAACAGCUCAUACCGGAGCACCACGGGCACGGGUGGCCGGCAAAAAAUGGACCAAGGCGCAAAAGAAGGAAAAGCGUGGUGCGAAUAAGGGUCGCAAGUUUGGCAAGGUACACGAUCAGCUCGAGCUGUGCUGGAGAGUCGCAAAUGGGAAAGUAUGCGAGCAUGGAGAUGAAUGUCGCUUCACGCAUGACGUCGACUCAUAUCUGGCAGCAAAACCAAGGGAUAUUCGUUUCCCUUCGAUUCCGAAGAUAUCAGAUGUCGCUCCUUUUAUCAUGGGCAUGGAGGAAGAUGGUUCUACAGCCGACGAUAGCCUUUCCUCGCUCGAUCAACACACAUCGUGCCCCUCUUUUGGAGAAUCGGGAUUCUGUCGUCUAGGACUCAAGUGUCGCUUUCUCGGAGCUCAUGCUAAGUGUGAUGUCACCGGGGUGAUCACGCUCGUCGAAGAUGAGGAGAAGAGGGCUCAGACCGCGCUAAGCUCCACGGAACUCAAUUUUGUUAGUGCAGACACCUUAAAACUGCUUAGAUCCAAGAAGUACCCUAGGCCAAUAACUGACGCAUACCUCAAAGAACUGGAAGUUGCCAAAGGAGACUUCAAUGGACUGGAAGAAGGCGCGGAUGUCGGUGCAGAUAACGUGGCCAUGGAUGCACCUAAUGUUCUUCCACCUGAUCCAUCAGAACUCACCACAAAACGCACUGGGGCUUCUGAUCCCAGUGCUCAGACUGAUACUCCAGAUGUUCUGCCUCGCUUAUCAGAAAAGCGAAGGCUGGACUGGAGUGGUAAAUUAUAUCUCGCGCCGUUAACAACGGUCGGCAACUUGCCAUUCAGACGCCUCUGCGUUACCCUCGGAGCGGACAUAACAUGUGGUGAAAUGGGCCUUGCGACCUCAUUUCUCACCGCUUCUGCAUCUGAGUUCUCGCUCGUCCGGCGGCACCCGUCGGAGAGCAUCUUUGGAAUUCAGCUCGCAGGGAAUAAGCCCAGCACAUUGGUCCCAACCGCCGAAGUCCUUGGGCGCGAAUUUGGUGAUGCGGGAGGUAUAGACUUCGUCGAUGUGAACUGUGGAUGUCCGAUCGAUCUUGUCUUCAAAAGCGGAAGCGGAAGUGCUUUACUGGAUGCACCAGCAAAACUUGGCAAAAUUGUCACAGGGAUGUCCAGAGCGUUGGGCGAGAUUCCAGUUACAAUCAAGCUUCGGACAGGCGUCAAGGAUGGUCGUAAUAACGCACAUAAAAUCAUGCUGCGCGCUGCCACGGAAUGGGGGGUUGGUUGUAUUACACUUCAUGGCCGUACGCGCCAACAACGCUACACGAAAUUGGCUGAUUGGGAGUACAUAAAACAAUGUGUUGAUGCCGUGCGGGCUCGAGAGGCGGACAAGGGUCUAUCUCCGAUCCCCAUUUUCGGCGGUGGCGAUUGCUUCUCAUCGCAUGAUUACUGGACCAAUGUUUCAUCCACUGGCGUGGACGGAGUCAUGAUUGGACGGGGAGCACUCAUCAAACCAUGGAUUUUCACGGAAGUGAAGGAGCACCGAGAAUGGGAUAUCAGCUCGAGGGAGCGAUUACAGUUAAUUGGCAAGGUAACCUUCCUUCUGUACAUCAUCAGUCACUUUGGUACAGACACAACAGGUGUGAACACGACACGCCGAUUCCUCUGUGAAGCGCUUUCAUUCCAAUACCGUUACGUCCCUAUCGGGUUACUCGAGCGACUCCCGGCCAAGAUCAACGAUCGAGCACCAGCGUUCAAAGGAAGGGAUGAACUAGAAACACUCCUUGCAAGUCCGAACAGCCAAGAUUGGGUAAAAAUCUCGGAGAUGUUCCUCGGUCCUGCGCCCGAAACGUGGUCGUUUACACCGAAGCACAAGAGCAAUGCACAUGGUGAGGAAAGCCAGGGAUGA